Molecule: messenger RNA, 1050 nt
Organism: Ilyonectria robusta
Lineage: Eukaryota; Fungi; Ascomycota; Sordariomycetes; Hypocreales; Nectriaceae
Exons: 2
Coding region: 1-1050 (349 amino acids)
Biological process (GO): NADPH regeneration
Cellular component (GO): cytoplasm
Molecular function (GO): nucleotide binding; oxidoreductase activity
Source: RefSeq, a predicted model, not a curated record
AUGGCCGUCAAAACUCUCAAGAUCGCCUGCGCUGGCCUCGGCCGCAUGGGCAAGCGUCACGCCCUCAACUACCUUAACCGAACGCCCCGUGCCCAGCUUGUCGCAGUCUUUACCCCAGACCCCAAGGAAAUUGCGUGGGCUCAGGAGAACCUUGAGCCUGCUGGGGUCAAUACCUUUACGGAUUAUGACGAAAUGCUCAAGUUCCCCGGGCUGGAGGCUGUGGCUAUUGCUACAGUGACUGCUGUCCAUGCUGAGCAGGCCAUAAAGGCCAUUAACGCAGAAUUGCAUGUCUUCUCUGAGAAGCCUCUCAGCACUAGCGUCGAAGUUUCCCAAUCCGUCGUCGACGCCGCCAAGGCCAAGCCUUACCUAAAGGUCCUCUGCGGCUUCUCUCGCCGUUUCGACAAGUCCUACCGUGACGCUUACAAGCGGGUAAACUCAAUCGGAGGCCCGGCCAUUUUCCGCUCCCAAACCUGCGACAAGCUCGAUCCCUCGGGCUUCUUCGUUCAAUACGCUGAGUUCAGCGGUGGAAUUUUUGUAGAUUGCACUAUCCACGAUAUCGAUCUUGCUUUGUGGUUCCUCGGCGAUGGCUGUGCUGUCAAGAGUAUUACCGCGUCCGGUAUUACCGCCGUCGAGCCAGACCUGAGGAAACACAGGGACGUCGAUAACGGAAUCGGCAUCGUCGAGUUCUGGAAUGACAAGAUUGCCUAUUUCUACUGCUCUCGCAUGAUGGCUGCGGGUCAACACGAUAUGACCGAAAUCAUCGGCCCCAAGGGAAAGUUGGUUGUGAACGGAACGCCGAUGGUAUCUCUCGUUGAGAUGCAUGAGUCCAACGGAGUGCGACGAGAGCUUCCAGCCAACUACUACGAGCGUUUCGAGUACGCGUUCGUGACAAUGGCGAAUGAGUUUACUGCGGCUUGUUUGGAUAAUACUCCUCUGCCCUUUGAACUUUCUGGUGCCGUCAAGGCGCUCACCAUUAGUGUUGCCCUGCAAGAGAGCAUGAACACGGGGAAGAAGAUUCUUUUCAGCGAGACAGGUCUUCGCAUUGACUAG